Messenger RNA from Desarmillaria tabescens, 4348 nucleotides. RefSeq lists its product as uncharacterized. The record is from RefSeq and is a predicted model, not a curated record. Bases 269 to 4153 code for a protein of 1294 amino acids. The transcript is spliced from 12 exons. Gene Ontology annotation, biological process: proteolysis. Gene Ontology annotation, molecular function: cysteine-type peptidase activity. Lineage: Eukaryota; Fungi; Basidiomycota; Agaricomycetes; Agaricales; Physalacriaceae.
AUUAUAUAGCCAUCAAAUGGGCCUAACGGGCCUGCCUCGCCAUGACGUUCGUGCCCUUUGCCCCAUAUCGGGCCGUGAAAUCUCGCCGAGUGUCAGGCACCGACUCGUCAACGACGUUCCCCUCUUUCCAACAUGACGUUCCCUCCCCAUUUCCAACCUGACGAUCCUCGACCUUCAGCGCGAUCGUGGCGGGACGUUCAUAAUUAUAUUUUCCAAAUACAAUCGGUUUUCUUCAUAUUUACUCCAGUGACGCAUCUGCAUUACCGCAAUGUCUUGGACGCUCAAGCUCUCUCCAGUCAAACGCAAGCGUGAUCGCAAGGACCCUACCAAACGUGUCGGUGACGCCGCGUACGACUACGCCAUACUAUCGCUGCUGAAACGGGUCAGGGAAGCCGAGGAGCGUGCACGUCAGCAGGUGGCCAGUGGGAGUGUGGAUGCUGAUGAUGACGAAGGAGAUGGUUGGGAGUCAGACAAUGAAGCUUCAAGCUCAAGGCUCGACGUUGAAGUUGAGCUUCCACAGACUCACGACCUUGAGGACGGCGAGGACGAGUGGCCAGAUAUUGAUGCACCCACACCCACGAAACCCCGCCGCACGCAGCCCAGUGGGUACACCCAGAAUUUGUAUCGUGAUUGGAGGGCGCUUCUGCCGCACCUGGUCAGACCGUUGGCCUCAUUUCAGAAAAGAUCCGCUUUAGACAUUGGCCCCCCUCCCUUGCUUUGCAGCGCUGGAACUUGCGCGAACUUCCAUGAACAACGCAGCAUUUUAUGCCUGUAUUGGAACUAUUUCGAGACCAGAACGUUUGAAUACUGCCGAUUGCAUACAGAAUCCCUGCCUGUAAUUCUCGUCGAGAAUAGCCUAUUCCCUACCUCACCUCGGGAGCCACGCGUCGCAGUGUCCAUCGACUUGCUCAGCCUCUACCAGUCCUUAUUAGAACAUUCCGGAACAUCGAACUCUGCAUUUUGCUCGGCAUUGCAAGACUUUUAUGUGAGCCGUGGGUUCUGGAUGCUUGAUGCGAAGGGUGUCCCAAUGCAAGAGCCCUUUCGUCGUGGGUUCGGAUAUGCAACCAAGUGGUAUGGAUGUGUCAGACUCGCUUUGGAAGACGAGAUUGAUUCCAUGCUCUCAAACUCCCGUGCCAAGAUCCCCGAUUCAUUUGCGACUCCGAAUAACAUACAGCCAUCGACACCAACUGUAAAUGUUGACAAUGGUUCGGUGUACAGCUCUCCAGCCCAUGGGAAACGUGUCAAUAUUACGCUGACUCGUGGUCGAUGUUCGGACCUUUUGCAACAGCGAUGUUCCUGCUUAGGUGGUGAUGUCCAUGUUGCUGUUGACUGCAACUUCAAUCAGCGUCACCGAACAUCGGCGGGAGACUGCCCGCACUUCUAUGACCCCAGGUAUAUCCUCUCCAAGCAUGAGGUUGACGAAGCCGGAGUUCGUAUUGAAAUUGCACGCAACGCUGGCGCCAAAAAGAACUAUUCACCCAAGAUUCCAGACAUUGCUGUUGAUGAAGACGAGAAGUCAUUUGACGCUGCUGAUGAGAAGAAGGAGAAAACCCAUGGAGGACGUUAUGAUGACACAGGCUUAGCUGCGCUGGUGUGUCGUCAUGAUGUUCCUCUAUUCCUUGCCAAUGUGGAUACUCCUGGAGAGCAGCAGAAGUAUGCUGUUGCCCUCAUCGACAAACUCGCCUCUCAUCUGCCCGCAGCCGCUUCUAUUGCCGUAUUGUACGAUAUUGGAUGUGUAAUGGAUCGAAGCAUCAAUCUGUAUGACAUCUUUCCACCAAUGUUAACUGAACGACUUGUCUUUGCAACCUCAGCGAUGCACUCGUAUGGGCACCAAUGGGCUUGUCAGCUAGUAUACAAUCCUAGGUUGAUGGAUGGUCUUGGGUUGACAGAUGGUGAAGGUGUAGAGCGCUUCUGGUCAUGCCUUCGGAAGCUCAUUGGUAUUACUCGAAGUUCUGCGCGUCGACAACGAAUCUAUCUCCUUGAUCGUCAGGCGGCUUUUACGGCAAAGUCUAUUCGUGAGGAUCUCGGAGGAUGGAUACGUCGGAAGGUCCAAGAAGGUGUAGAGAAAAAGGGUGCAAAGGCACGCGCUGACCUGGAAUCCUGUGGGAAGUCAGUCCCCUUCCUGCGGCAACAAUGGGCGGACCAACGCCAGACACAGACAUCCAUAUGCUCGCAUGCCCCUGCUCGACUGAAGAAAGAGCUUGACGCUGUUCUAACGUUACAGGCGCAUGCUGACACUGUUGAGUCUGCCAUCCAGGCCACUCGGACUGCCCUGAAGUCUUCACCAAUGACUGUAUCUCAGCCGAAUUUCGAUUUAUCGCAACUCUCCUACGUCCAUCAACAGCUUUGCAAUCAGAUCGACCAGCUCUAUGCGUCUCUGAAUGUCGGCCAGUCCUUCCCCGAGUUAGCAUCCCUCGACGUCACAUUUGUACAAACGUUACUUCUCGCGCGCGACCUCAAGAUGAAUAUCCGCAAAAGGGCAAUCGGAACCUUCUUUGAAUGGGACCGGCUGGACCAGGCGACUGGCGGACGUGAACAGGCACUUGGAACAAAGCUUCACCAACAAACACGAAAAUCAAUCAGUCGCCGGAAGCCAGCUCUCCUUGCAGCUAUUCGGAAGUUCAAUGGGUAUGUUGGAGAGCUGGAGCAACUUGCGACGGAGAAGAAUAUUCAGUUCCCUUUGCCUCGCCACCUGUCAACGGAUUUGGCACAUCUCAGAAAUGACGAUGACCUCAUGCAAGACGUCUGGAUGCAGAUGGUACCCACCGAACCACCUGCAUGGCUCGUGGAUGCGAACGUCCAGCAGGGAAUUCGGGCGGUACUCCAACUCGACCGCUGUUUGGAGGAACGUCGUCGACUAGGGCGGGAAGCAGACAACCUGCUUACAUGGUUUGAACGGGAACUUGUUGCUCUGCAAAUAUCUCUCCAGAACAUUGAAGCAGAUUCACCUUUCCUCUUUCCACUGAAACGUAGAUACGAACAAACAUGUGCACUUCAGCACCGAUGGAAGAACCCACUCGUUUCUGAUAUGCGCUGGCAUGCUAUUGUUCAAUCUGCACUGCGGACUGCACAUUCUAUAUGCCAUGGAAUCUCAUCUUCGGCCAUCCACUUCGUCCCGCCUACCAUCAUUGCUGUCCCUGGGAUGUUCCCAGAUAUACCUGGCCAGACCUUCACCUCAAUACUCAGAGAGUUUGAGAGCGACUACGACGAUGAAGACAACGGGGACACUAUCUCAAACGAUGAAUCAGACUGCCUUGCGGACAUUCUUGAUGAUCUCGACCCAAGUCCGAGUCCAUCUGAUGUUACGUGGGAAGUUCCGUCAUACUCAGAAAAUGAUACCAUCUCAGUGACAUCUAGCGCUGAUGAUUCUGAGUCUUUCAAAGCAAGCGACAUGGGCGCUCCUCGGAAGUCUGGCUUAAACGGCAACUUGGAUAUCGAUAUUAUAUUCAAUGUUCCUUCUCCUGAGUGUCUCAUGACCAAAGACGUUGCUCGUUAUCGGCCACGAUGCAAGGAGAAGAACUGGGCCAAACUUGUGUUUGAUGCGGACGCUUUACGGCGUCUGUAUACCUCUACGGCACUUUUGAAUGACGACGUGAUGAAUGGAUGUGCAGCAUUGCUAUCUGAUGCCUUCCCAGAAUCCUCAACUGUUCUCUUCUCAACGUAUGAUCUUGCUGCCCUGAGGGACGAGUCAGAAUCCGAGACGAUAUGGAGGUAUACACGUAAACUCAAGUUCUGGAUGUACACACAGUGGGUCAUUCCGAUACAUCGCAAACAUCAGGUUCAUUGGACAGUGGCCACGGUGAAUCUUACAACGAAAACUCUUGAGCUGUUUGACAGCCUCGCUGAUGCUCUUGAGUCCGAGCGAGACAUUCAGGAUGUUCUUCGCUUCGUCGAAAUGAUUACUGCAUGUGUGAGGAAGCAAGGAUAUGAACUUCCACCUUCGAGUCCGGCAUCGUGGACCGUGACGAGAUUGAUUGCCAUGCCCAUACAGCAUAAUGGUUAUGAUUGCGGGGUUUGGGUGCUGUCGCAGAUCCGUGCAGUACUUCGUGGGUAUCGACAGACAGCAAUCACGGAGUCUGACAUCUCAAAGUUCAGAACCCACUGCCUCUCUAUGGUCUUAGCACUCGCAACAUGGAAUUCAAUGUCAGAAUAAGUAGGCUUUAUACAUAUAUCAUAGAUUUUGCCAUGGUAGAUGCUUUUCUUUGUACGCUUCAUCUAGAAACAAUCGACCGCUAUUGCAUAUUUGCAUCUCCACCUGGAGACAGUGCAAACGGAGCUUAUUCCACGUAGUAUCUUGUCUUGUACCUUCUGAUAUGCAGGCCUCUAUCUCUGCAAUUGACCUAGUGAG